Trichoderma citrinoviride is the source of this 1833-nucleotide messenger RNA. RefSeq lists its product as hypothetical. The transcript is spliced from 3 exons. The record is from RefSeq and is a predicted model, not a curated record. NCBI's taxonomy places the organism in Eukaryota, Fungi, Ascomycota, Sordariomycetes, Hypocreales, Hypocreaceae. Bases 1 to 1833 code for a protein of 610 amino acids. Gene Ontology annotation, cellular component: site of double-strand break.
AUGGAGAGGCCGCGGGGGCUUAGUGGUAUGACCUUUGGCGACGCCGUCAUGGACGAGGACAGGCCAAGCGCUGGUGCCCAACUGAUAUCGCCAAUGACGGCCAGGACCCGCUCGCUGUCGGACAGCACCGGCACGCCGCUGUCGCCCAGCCCGCGAAUCACGGAGGCAUCGCGCCGGACCUCCAAGGACGACAGCAGCAUCGCCCACCUGCCCCCGCCCGAGACGCCGCGACGUUCCGACCUGCGAGGCCUGUCGAUCCAGAUGCCGCCUCGCCAAUUCACUCCGCCGCCGGGGACCCCAUCCGGCUCCAGCACAAGGCCAGCCCCGUUGUCGCCCAAGCUGGAGCACUCGCAGAUAUACGCCUCUCCCACCAACCUCUUACCCCGCCGCUCCCGCGGCCUCGACUUCUCCCGCGCGGCCACCAGCCUUCACCACUCGAUCCUAGCCGAACACCCCUCACCAGACUCGUCUCCCGUCAUCACGGACAUGGCCAUGAAUAUUCCGCCUAGGCUGGGGCAGUACGGGGGAGCAGAGCAGACGUCGACGUCUCUGUGGUCCAUGAUGGGCGACCAGGAGCGCCUCAAUAUCAGCACCUCUCUUGGGAGCAACCAUGCGCCACCAUCAGACUCGUCGAGCUCGUCCGAGGAAGACGAAGACAUGGACGAGGACAUGGACGAGGCCUACGUGACCACCCCGCAGGUGUCCAAGACGGGGAUGCCCAUCGUGCCUGGCUCGCCGUCAAUAGGCAACUUCGCGAGCUUCCAGCACCGGCAACGGCACCGCAAGCCGCCCAAGAUGAAGCCACGCGGCCCUUUGGGUCUCGGAUUCAACCUCGCUUCUGCCGUCCUCUCCAAAUCGCCGCCGUCGAACUCAGCUGCUGCUCGGGCCAGACGGGAGAGCAUAAGCUGGCAAGCAAACCAGCUGCACAUUUCGUCGGGAGACGUCGAGGAAGGCGGCGCGGGAGAGGGCAGCAAUGGAGACCAGAAGGGUGUGAUGACUCGGCGAGUCGUAACGCGGCGGGGGAAUCUUUUGCCCAAAGCAAAAGCGUUUGCGCGCAUCCGGGCAGCCCUUGCUGAAGAGGGCUCACCAGCUGAAGCGGAGUUUAUGAAGGAAGCAGAAAUCGUGAAGCAAGUCCGUGAAAGCGACGUUCCCGAAACUCGUCAUCAGCCGUCGGCGGCAGACGCAAGCGCCAUGACAACGGCGCAUUCAUCACCCAACCUGACCGCCACCCAAGAGACCAUGGACGAGAUCCCGGCAGACGACGCAAUGGCCGAACUGGGCGCGGGACUGUCGAGUAGCUUCAAACAGCACGCGAUGAAGAACUCCAAGGGCAAGCAGUUUUGGGAUACAUUUUCCGACUCGAGCGGUGCAAGAACCCCUCCUCCGCCGUCAUCGUUUCUUCCUCGUGGUUCGUCAUCUGGCAUGAGCGAGGAUGCAACAAUGGACUCGCCAUCGCAAAGCGCCGCUGCUUUUUAUAACGGCCAACUGCCCAGCGCAGCCGAAAUCACGCGGCGGAUCAACAACAAGCGCCGCCGCGACGACGACUUCGACCCCACGAGCUUCAAGCGCCGCGCCGUCAGCCCCAGCAUCAGCGCGCACAACUCGCCCAUCGUGCAGAGCCCCAUGCAGCGCGACGUGAUGCCCUGGGGCUCGCGGCCAGGUAGCACCGGCGGCGACCGGGGUAGCAGCGGGCAGAGCGACUCGGGCAGCAUGGGAGGGACGCCGGCGAAUCCGCCGGUUGGCUCGACGGGGCAGGUUGGCCGGAAGGGGAGGGUCGGGAUGCAGGGCAUGGUCGAUACGAAUGAUGGCAUCAUGCGGAUGAGCAUUGAGUGA